Rhizopus microsporus ATCC 52813 is the source of this 756-nucleotide messenger RNA. RefSeq names its product prohibitin complex subunit. Bases 1 to 756 code for a protein of 251 amino acids. Gene Ontology annotation, cellular component: mitochondrion; membrane. Lineage: Eukaryota; Fungi; Mucoromycota; Mucoromycetes; Mucorales; Rhizopodaceae. The transcript has 3 exons. The record is from RefSeq and is a predicted model, not a curated record. Gene Ontology annotation, biological process: mitochondrion organization.
AUGUAUGAUGUCCAGGGUGGUUACCGUGCUGUCAUUUUCGACCGUAUUCAAGGUGUCAAGCCCACCUCAGUUGGCGAAGGCACUCACUUUUUGGUUCCUUGGCUUCAACGUGCAGUCCUGUUUGAUGUUCGUACCAAGCCUCGUAACAUCUCUACCACCACUGGUUCUAAAGAUAUGCAAAUGGUUUCCUUGACACUUCGUGUAUUGCACCGUCCUGAACUCAAGAAUUUAUCGACCAUUUAUCAAAACUUGGGUGAAGAUUAUGAUGAAAGAGUUUUACCAUCUAUUGGUAACGAAGUUUUGAAGUCUAUCGUUGCGCAAUUUGAUGCCUCUGAAUUGAUUACUCAACGUGAAGUUGUUUCUGCAAAGAUCCGUGAGGAGUUAUAUAAGCGUGCUAGAGAAUUCAACAUCGCCUUGGAAGAUGUAUCCAUUACACACAUGACCUUUGGUAAAGAGUUCACCAACGCCGUUGAACAAAAGCAAAUUGCCCAACAGGAAGCAGAACGUGCCAAAUUUGUUGUAGAACGUGCCGAACAGGAAAAACAAGCAGCUAUUAUUCGUGCCGAAGGUGAUGCUCAAGCUGCCGAAAUGAUUUCUUCAGCACUUGCCAAGGCCGGUGAAGGUUUCAUUGCCUUUAGAAAGAUUGAAGCUUCAAAGGAUAUUGCACAGACAUUAUCACAAACCUCCAAAGUGGCUUAUUUACCUAGUGGCAAGGGUGAAGGCUCUAACUUGCUUUUGAAUGUUGGAAAUGCUUAA